UGUAGCACAAUGUCUACAUUUUGUGAAGAAAUCUCGAAGGAAGAUUGCAAGAAAGCCACACAUUUUGGAAUAAAAGAAUUUCUCCGUUAUGGGAACUUCGUUCCACCACCUGAGUUUCCAAUGGCAGAAAAAUGGACUAAGGCUACGUACUUCCUUCCGGCGCACCACAGCAGAUAUAUGGAGAAAAUUGAGAAUUUUGAGGUACGUCCGGAUGAUAUUUGGGUGGUGACAUACCUUAAGAGUGGUACAACGUGGACACAGGAAAUGGUCUGGCAGAUCUGCAAUGAUUUGGAUUUUGAGAAAGGACAAGCAACAGGAUUAAAUGCACGAUUUCCCAUGUUGGAAAUGGGCUCAUUAAUUCCAGAGAGCGGGACUAUUGAUACAGUGACUCCUGUAGCGCAGCGACCAUCACCUAGAUUCAUCAAGUGCCACUUACCGCCGUCUUUGCUUCCCAGAAGUAUUUGGAAAGUAAAACCGAAGAUUAUUUAUACAGCAAGGAAUGCAAAAGAUCUAUUUGUGUCAUUCUACCAUCACUAUAGAAAUAUUCACCACUACAAUGGGAAUUUUGAAGAGUUUUCUGAGAUUUUUAUGAAAGAUUUAGUUAUCUACGCUCCUUUCUACACCCACGUUUUGGAUUUCUGGCGAAUGAGAAAUGAAGAAAAUAUCUUGUUCUUAACAUUUGAAGAAAUGAAAAGAGAUAUGCCAACAGUAAUUGAGAAAACUGCUAAAUUUCUUGGAAAAUCUUUAAAUGAACAGCAAAUUCAGGAUCUCAGUAAACAUGUGUCUUUUGAAAAUAUGUCCAAAAAUCAAUCUGUAGAUUUACUCUUGGAACUGAAGAGUAUAAGCCAUGUUCUGAAUGUCGAGACACCCGAUGAGGAUUUUAAAUUUAUAAGAAAAGGACAAGUUGGAGCUUAUCGAGAUGAUAUGUCUCAAGAAAUUAUUGAAAAAUUCGACAAUUGGCUCAAAGAAAAAUUGAAUGACCUCCAAGUGGAGCCAGAGCUAUGGAAAAUAUUUUUCCUUGAUGAUGUUCCAGGGAAAAAAUCAAUUUAGACGUAAAAAAUUAUUUUUCAGUGAGUUUAACUAGGUCUUAACAUUGUUUGUUUUAUUUUACUAUUGGAUGACUUCAAUAGCUAAAAAUAGAAUGUCUAUUAAAAAAAGCGCCCGCCAGUUAUGCCAUGUAGUGUACCAAUAACGUAAGAAUUUGUCUAUAUACAUACAUACACUCUAAUUAGAUAUGUGUCAGAGGGUUGAGUUUUUUUUUUUGUAAAGGUUUAUAAAGUUUAUAGAAAGGUAUUGAGUUCAUAUAAGAAAUUAAAAUGUAAAGAUUAUCUCUAAUGAGGUUUCGAAGGAAAAAUCCUGUUUAGUAAAUUAGUUUAGUGUUCCCCUUCAUUGUUUACACCAAUUAAAUUGUAUUAAUUUUUUCCACUUCAGGGAUAUCUAGUUUUAAAAACACAUUGUCAAAAAAAAAGAAAUAUGAUUAAAAGCCCAGAGUUUAUAGCAAUUGUACGCGCGAUUGCGUAAGCUCAGCUACUGAC
This is a messenger RNA of Lutzomyia longipalpis, 1535 nucleotides long. RefSeq names its product luciferin sulfotransferase-like. Gene Ontology annotation, cellular component: cytoplasm. NCBI's taxonomy places the organism in Eukaryota, Metazoa, Arthropoda, Insecta, Diptera, Psychodidae. The record is from RefSeq and is a predicted model, not a curated record. Gene Ontology annotation, biological process: sulfation. Gene Ontology annotation, molecular function: sulfotransferase activity. Bases 10 to 1050 code for a protein of 346 amino acids. The transcript has 4 exons.